AUAGCAACCGGGAAACAACCUCCACUGCCGGGAGAAGGAUGGUGCUUGGGGCCGGUAACAGAGCAACAGGACCCGGGAACAACAAGGGCCCAGGAGAAGGGGAGAGAAGCUGCCCAGAGAGUAGACAAUCCAGGGCUUGAGGAGUUUGGGUUUGCGGUUUAUUUUUUCUCCCGACAAAGACACAUACUGUCUAAACUGUGUAAGCUGGUUGUUACUAAGAAGCUGCUGUAUGAGGGGAAAAUGUAUUUAAUAAAAGGCCCAGUGUUUGUGGUCUUCUUGGGCUCCCUGCUGAGCUCAGGAAAUCUUGAGGUGUGACCAGCUUUCAGCCUUCAAAACCAAGAUGAACUGCCCUUGAGAAGGGUGGUCAGAGGGAAAGCAUGUUCACGCUCUCUGUCCUGAGCCGGGGACAUGGGAAGUUGGUCCAGAACAAACAGAAGUUAGAAGUCUAUUUUGAACCAGAGGAUUAUUUGAACUGGAAGUCUCCCGAAGAUUAUGUCCUGGUCAGCAAACCGCGGGACAAGGGCAGCCCCAGCCAGCUCACAUGGAGCCUCUUUCUCCCAAAAACUUUCAGCACGAGAAAGGGCGUCCUCAUCCUCUACUCAGAAGGCUUAGCCCUCUCAGCAUGGACACCCAGAGAGAGGAGAAAAGGCCUCUACCGCCCCAAAGGCCACAGGAGGAGGCUGGAUCUUAAACGGCGCCCACUCCAGGACCUCAGCGAAGCCAUCCUGGUAUGCAGAAGGAGGCAGGACACGUCAAUAGACAGCCACCAUCGUAUGCACGCUUCGAAGGAAAGCCACAGUGAAAAAUCUCAGCAAACCUCCAGAAGGGCCUUUGGGCAUGCUCAGAUUGAUCAUUCUUGGCUCCUGAGUGACAAAUCCCACGUUACAUUCUAUGGCAACGCUUUCCCCAAUAGGAAGGCAAAUAUCAGAGACAAACAAGGGAAUAUGAAGCUCCACAAGGGCAGAAGCAGCCUCUUGUUACAGGAGCCGCCUGCUCAAGGAUGCCUUUUCCCUCCUGUAGCAUCUACCACUGACUCAGAAAAGCACACAGCUGGGGAACUGGAGACGAAAAAGGAUUCAAAGGCUUUGAAAUUACCUCCUGUCUCAGAAGGACCACCCAGAGCCCUGGAUACCCUGAGGAGUCGAUGUAAAGCCAGUGAGCCCCCAGCAGAGCUCCUCAUCUUCCCAGUGGAGAUUCAUUUACACACCCAACACCCUUCAAAAGAGAAAGCACACAGAAGAGGUGCUCCAUGUACUGAGUCGGGACCAGGAUCAGAAGAAGCCAGUCCUUUGGGGGGGCCUCCCCUGAAGCACGCAUCCUUAGAAAGGCUGGGGGAGCUAACAGUGCAUCUGCCCAUGGACACGAGCAGAGACAUGCUCUCACCUCAAGAUGAUGAUGCCCCACUUCAGAAUGUGACCCCACCACUGUCCCCGACUGAAGGAAGAAAAAGUCCAGAGGGCCAGAGGAGCCUGGACGGCCUCCAGACAUCAAGCUGUGGCUGCUCCGCAGGCCCCCCAAAUGUGAGAUGGUCCAGGGCCGCACUCCCAGCAGAAGAACAAGAUGUGUCCCUCCCAAAGGAGCCAAGAUCUGCUGUUCACUUAAUGCAUAAUGUGCAUGAGGGAUCGGAGCCUGGCUCAAGCAGUGAAGUUGUACUUAGUGCAAUGCAUUUUAAGGCUGCAAACACUGAAUCUGGAACCAAUCUUCACAAGAAUCUUAAUGAAACCUCACCUUUGACUCAAAAGCCAGAGAAGCAGGCAGCCCAGCAGUCCUUGGAGGCGGCAGCUCAGAAGACAGGAGAGCCUCAAAGUCAUAUAAAUAAAGGGCCGAUAUGUUCAAACAGAAAAGAAUUUUACACGCGCAAGCUGCACAUCGACAUGACGCCGUUCCUGAAGGAAAGCAAAGAUGAAUUGGACUAUCAUCAAGAACAAGGAGGACCCCUCAGAGAAAACCAUCAAGACACCCAAGACCCAGAGCCAAGGAAUGUGACCCUCCGCCCUCUCAGCACUUCCUGGGCUGAGCACAUGUGGAGGCCUGAGGCAGAUGCUGUCCAAAUGGCGGGCAAAGAUUAUGACGUACACCAUUGGCACAGAGGACUCCCAGAACCUGGGCCUGAGUCCUCAGAGAGGUUGGGUCCUGUAGACACAUCUCUUCUUCCAAAAGAAAGAGAAGGGAAGACUGAACCAAGAACGUCCAAGCAGGAAACACCAGCCAACAUCAGUCACGAGGAGACGGAGCUGAUUGACCAUGCCAAGAGAAAGAAAAGAACCAAGACAGAGAAGUCUAAGGUGCCAAAGGAGGAGAGAGAAGGAAAGGUUCACACAGAAACAAAGACUCCUGUUGGAAAGUUAAAGGAAUCAAAGACUGAAAAGAAGUCAGAGCUAAUUCCCAAAGGAAAACAAACAGGAGCUGAAAGGAAAAGGACGCAGAAGGAAAGGAAUCUGGAAACAGCAGCAGAGCUGAGUAGGCAUGAUGCCAUUAAUUCUAAGGGAACAGAAGACACCUCAGAUAGAGGUUUCUUUCCUUCAGCCUCUGUUGUAGAGGACCCUCGGCUCUCUCCCAGACAUGAUGCUCAGGAGAGCCAAGUUUCAACAGACAGAAAGUCAUCGCCCACCCAGACUGUAACUGUCACAGGACACAUGGAAUCUGAAGACGAGAGAAGCCAUGAGGAUCCUCCCAAGGACCUCUUCGCCAAGAGGGAGCAAGAGAAAGCUUUCCGGGACAGGCUGCGAGCAGAGAGAGCUAAGAUGAGACUGUUGGAGGUGGAGAGGAAGAGAAAGGAGCAGGAAGAGCAGAGGCGGCUCCAACUGGAGCAGCUGGAGAGGACGGAGAAGAUGAAGGAGGAACUGGAGCUGGAAGAGCGAAGACGCACAGAGGAGAUGCGCUUAAGGAAACAAAGACAAGAGGAAGAACGUCGGUGGCAGGAGGAGGAGGAGAGAAGGCAGUGGCUCCAGUUGCAAGCAGCCCAGGAGAGGGCCAGGCAGCAACAGGAGGAGUUCCGGAGGAAACUGCAAGAAUUGCAGAGAAAAAAGCAGCAGGAGGAAGCUGAGAGAGCUGAGGCAGAGAAGCAAAGGCAGAUGGAAUUGGAAAUGAAGUUAGCAGAAGAACACAGGCUCCUGAUGGAAAUGGCUGAAGAAGAACAGCUAGCGUACCAACGGCGGAAACAGGAGGCAGAAGAGAAGGCGUGGCUGGAAGCAGAGCAGAGAAGGCAAAAGGACGAGGAAGCAGCCAGGCUGGCUCUGGAGAAAGCCAUGAAACAAAGCGAGGAACUAGCCAGGCAAAAGUCUGCUCUGAAGAAACGUCUUCACUUCCAUCAAGAACUCCACAAGGAAGCCAGUGGCCUGCAGUGGGCACACAAGAUCUCCAGACCAUGGGUCUACUCUUACUUCCAGUUCCUACAAACACCCAGACCUUAACGCUA
This is a messenger RNA of Phyllostomus discolor (pale spear-nosed bat), 3418 nucleotides long. RefSeq names its product KIAA2012 ortholog. The record is from RefSeq and is a predicted model, not a curated record. The transcript has 19 exons. Bases 378 to 3413 code for a protein of 1011 amino acids. NCBI's taxonomy places the organism in Eukaryota, Metazoa, Chordata, Mammalia, Chiroptera, Phyllostomidae.